UGACCAUUCCAAUCCCAACAAAGAGCUAUUAAAGUCCACCAGUCCUAAAGACCCAAGUCAAACACACGCUGGUUAUACAAUGAUAAUAUACAUGAUCUAUACGCUUACAAAUCCAAAGGCAAAAGCAAGCAGAUAGAGCUGAAUUAACAUGGCAGAAGUGAUCCUUCUCUUCCUUUCAGUGGUCACCCUGCUAAGCUUUCCAACUACAAAAGCCGACUACCUCUACCAUAGCUGCCCCAACACCACCGUCUUCACCCCAAACUCCACCUUCCAGUCCAACCUCAACCACCUCUUCUCCACUCUCUCCUCCAACGCCACACGCGACACCGGCUUCUACAACGCCACCUCCGGCCGUACCCCUAACGAAACCGUCUACGGCCUCUUCCUCUGCCGCGGUGACGUCACCACCACCGCUUGCAAGUCCUGCGUGACCACCGCAACCGCCGAGAUCGUGCAGCGCUGCCCGGUCGAGAAAGAUGUUGUGAUAUGGUACGACGACUGCCUGCUACGUUACUCCAACAAGUCCUUCUUCUCCGUCGCCACUGAGUCGCCGGGGGUGUUCAUGUGGAACACGGGUAACAUCAGCAGCGAACCGAACCGGUUCAACCAGGUUUUGGCGGCGAGUAUGAAGGAGGUGGCCACGGCGGCUUCGAACGGCGGCGAUAAGUUCGCGACGAGAGAGGCGACCUUCACGGAGUUGAUUAGCUUGUACAGCUUAGGGCAGUGCACGCAGGACUUGUCUAGUUCUGAUUGCAAUCGGUGUCUUGUAGGAGCCAUAUCGCAGUUGCCGGGUUGCUGCGGCGGGAAGCAAGGGGGACGAGUUCUGUAUCCGAGUUGUAAUGUUAGGUAUGAAGUUUAUCCCUUUUAUAACUCGACGUCAGCACCGGCGCCGGCGCCAGGGGCUCGGCCUCUUUCUCCGCCGAGCUCAGUGAGUAAAGGGAAGAGCAAAACCUCCUGGAAAUUGAUUGUGGCCAUUGCCGUUCCAAUUGCAGCCUCUUUGGUGCUUUUUGUGAUCGGCUACUGCCUCAUUACUAAGAGGGCAAAAAAGAAGUACAAUGCAGUACCAGAAACAAGUGUGAAUGACAUUUCUAGUGUAGAGUCUUUGCAAUUUGAUUUUGGUACCAUUGAAGCUGCUACAAACAAUUUCUCUGAUGAUAACAAGUUAGGCGAAGGUGGAUUUGGUCAAGUCUACAAGGGUUUGCUUUCUGAUGGUCAAGAAAUAGCUGUCAAGAGGCUAUCAAGGAACUCUGGCCAAGGUGCACAAGAAUUUAAGAAUGAGAUGGUACUGGUAGCCAAGCUUCAACACCGAAAUCUGGUCAGGCUAUUGGGAUUUUGCUUGGAAGGGGAAGAAAAGAUGCUUGUUUAUGAAUACGUCCCCAACAAAAGCCUCGACUAUAUUCUAUUUGACCCUGAGAAACAAGGACAACUGGAUUGGUCGAGACGUUACAAAAUUAUUGCAGGGAUUGCCCGAGGAAUUAUGUAUCUACAUGAAGACUCCCGGCUAAGAAUUAUACAUCGUGAUCUUAAAGCCAGCAAUAUAUUGUUAGAUGGGGAAAUGCAUCCAAAAAUAUCUGAUUUUGGCAUGGCGAGGAUUUUCGGCGUUGAUCAAACUCAAGCAAACACAAAUAGAAUUGUUGGAACAUAUGGUUACAUGUCUCCAGAAUAUGCAAUGCAUGGACAAUUUUCUAUCAAGUCCGAUAUCUAUAGUUUUGGUGUCUUAGUUCUAGAAAUUAUCAGUGGCAAGAAGAAUAGUUACUUCUUCCAAACAGAUGCAGCUGAGGACCUCGUGAGCCAUGCUUGGAAACUAUGGAGGGAUGGAACUCCUUUGGAAUUUUUGGAUCCAUGUCUGAGAGAUUCUUAUUCUAGGAAUGAAGUUAUCAGAUGUAUCCACAUUGGCUUACUUUGUGUUCAGGAAGAUCCGGCUGACAGACCUACAAUGCAAUCACUAGUUCUUAUGCUCAACAGCUACUCUGUUUCUCUACCAUUACCUCAAGAGCCAGCAUUUUUCCAUAGGACUAGAUCGGAGUUCAUGCCAAAGAUACCGCUGGAGUAUGAUCAGUCUAUCAGCAAGUCAAGUCCAUCGGUUUAUGAAGGAUCAAUCACUGAAGUAUAUCCUCGAUAAAGUAAUUAAGGCACCCUUCUGUUGUAAUAUCUGUUUAUAUUUUCUUUGAGGAUGAAACUGGAAUUAGUUGUGGCAUAUACUUAUUUAGGAUGUGCAUGUUCUUUAAAUUUUGGCAUCCCAAAGUCAAUAACCACCAAAGAUGUAGAAUUCUGCUCAGAUGUGAUAGCUACCCCAUAGGUAGUUCUGUUCACAUUGAUAAUGACUAGCUGAAGCUAUGAAUUAUAAUCUCUCUUUUAACCA
Molecule: messenger RNA, 2362 nt
Organism: Rosa rugosa (rugosa rose)
Lineage: Eukaryota; Viridiplantae; Streptophyta; Magnoliopsida; Rosales; Rosaceae
Product: cysteine-rich receptor-like protein kinase 10
Exons: 7
Coding region: 149-2122 (657 amino acids)
Biological process (GO): protein phosphorylation
Molecular function (GO): ATP binding; protein kinase activity
Source: RefSeq, a predicted model, not a curated record